This is a messenger RNA of Rosa chinensis, 1897 nucleotides long. RefSeq lists its product as uncharacterized. The coding region runs from base 177 to 1577 and encodes 466 amino acids. The transcript has 14 exons. NCBI's taxonomy places the organism in Eukaryota, Viridiplantae, Streptophyta, Magnoliopsida, Rosales, Rosaceae. The record is from RefSeq and is a predicted model, not a curated record.
GUGAAAAUGAAGUCCAGAACAACAAAUGAAGUCUCCUUCUUGUUCCUUGUCCUUCUCUUAAAAACCUCCGGCGACCCCUUCUUCUUCUUCAGUUCUUCCUCUUCUUGUUCCUUCACUGUUGACUGUGAUUCAUAUUCGGGCCUCGAUUUCCGUUCACCGGUGGUUUGGGGAAAUUAAUGUUGGUAGAGCGGAGAGGGAUGACGUGGCGCUCCGUGGCCAAGUCCCUGCAAGCUCUUGUGGCCCAUGCCCUGCUUUUCACAUUCACCGUUUUCCUCGUCCUCCGCCUCCACCACGCCGUCCGCUACCACUGGUGGAUCAUAUUCUCCCCUCUGUGGCUUUUCCAUGCAGUUGUAGCAAGAGGCAGAUUCUCAUUACCAGCUCCAGUGCCACCUAAUGAUCGUCACUGGGCGCCACUUCAUGCUGUCACGGCAACCCCCUUGCUCGUUGCGUUUGAACUACUGCUUUGUAUAUAUCUAGAGAACAGAUACGUUGUAAGCUUGAAGAUUGUCUUUGUGCCAUUGUUGGCAUUUGAACUAGCAAUUUUAUUUGACAAUGUCAGGAUGUGUAAGGCUCUAAUGCCUAGUGAUGAUGACACCAUGAGUGAUGAUGUGAUAUGGGAAACUCUUCCUCACUUCUGGAUUUCUAUAUCUAUGGUCUUCCUUAUUGCUGCCACAACAUUCACUCUUCUAAAGAUAAAUGGUGAUAUUUCUGCUCUAGGCUGGUGGGACUUAUUUAUAAACUUUGGCAUUGCACAGAUGUUUGCCUUUCUUGUUUGCACGAAGUGGUAUAACCCAGCAAUUCACAGACAUGCUCACUCUGGAGAAGCAUGUUCAUCUUCAGUGACCAUAAGAUAUCUUGAUUGGAAUAGAGGCUUUGUAGUUUCUUCAGAAGAAGACCAAGAAGAGAGUGGAAUAUGCAGCCUGCAGGAUAUUGGUGGACAUAUUAUGAAAAUUCCUCUAAUCACUUUCCAGAUUCUGCUGUUUAUGCGCUUAGAGGGAACACCAUCCGGUGCUAGUCAAAUCUCAAUUCCACUUCUUUUUGCUCCUCUUCUUUUACUGCAAGGAGCUGGUGUUUUAUAUGCUGCAUAUAGGUUGAUAGAGAAAAUUGUACUUUUAGUACGUAGUGGAGUUGUUUCUGAAAGAUACUUGGUCAUAACAUCAAAAGUUCGUGAUUAUUUUGGGUUCCUGCGUCAUGGUUCUAGGCUUCUGGGUUGGUGGUCAAUUGAUGAAGGAAGUCGAGAGGAACAAGCUAGACUGUAUUCUGCCGGAGCUUCAGGGUAUAACACUUUCUCACCUGAUGUAGUGAAGAAGAUGCCUAGGUCGGACCUUGUUGAGGAGAUUUGGAAACUGCAAGCUGCACUUAGUGAGCAAACAGAAAUCACGAAAUUUAGCCAGCAGGAGUAUGAAAGACUUCAGAAUGAAAAGAUCCUAUGCAGAGUAUGCUUUGAAGAACAGAUUAACAUAGUCCUCCUUCCAUGCAGGCAUCAUGUGCUUUGCAGCUCUUGCUGUGAGAAGUGUAAAAAGUGCCCCAUAUGUCGGGUCUGUAUUGAACAGAGACUCCCGAUAUAUCAUGUAUAAUUUCAAACAAUUAAAGCAGGAAGAGCAGCAGCUCCAGAACUCCCAAGUUGUUGGUUGUGAAUUUUGGUUGAAUCCAGCAAUUGAGUCUGCCUCCUUUUGUUCAUGCUAGUGUGUUGUAGUUUCAUACGGAAGAACUGUAAAUUCUAUACCCUUGUAGUCACCGACAACAGCGGUUCUGUCAUUUGAAGUUUUUCUUGUUCAUGUUCAUGACACUGUUAUAUAGCCGUACAGUUACCCACCAGUCAACCACUGUCUUAAGUCAGGAAUGUGGAUUGGACUCUUCGAAAUUUCAGAAGUAUUGGUCUUCUUCAGUAUAUAAA